AUGGCUGGGAAUUCAAUCCUGCUUGCUGCUGUGUCCGUUCUCUCUGCCUGUCAGCAAAGUUAUUUUGCUUCACAGGUCGGGAAGGCAAGAUUAAAAUACAAAGUCACACCUCCAGCAGUUACUGGAUCACCAGAUUUUGAGAGAAUAUAUCGUGCACAAUGUUACAAUGUUGUGCUUGAGAUGACCAUCAUACUCUAUUUCUUUUUUUUUUUUUUUCCUUCUACAGUUUUUGCUUCUUUUCUGGGCCUGGUGUAUAUGUAUGCUCGCCACCAGUACUUCUGUGGCUAUUCAGAAGCUGUUAAAAAAAGGAUCACAGGUUUCCGGUUGAGUCUAGUGAUGUUGGUUGUAUUGACUCUCCUGGGCACUCUGGGCAUUGCAAACAGCUUUCUGGAUGAAUACCUGGACCUCAAUAUUGGGAAGAAAUUGAGGUGGCACCUUUAA
Molecule: messenger RNA, 441 nt
Organism: Orycteropus afer afer
Lineage: Eukaryota; Metazoa; Chordata; Mammalia; Tubulidentata; Orycteropodidae
Source: RefSeq, a predicted model, not a curated record